Sinocyclocheilus grahami is the source of this 1842-nucleotide messenger RNA. Its product is annotated as piggyBac transposable element-derived protein 3-like. The transcript has 3 exons. Lineage: Eukaryota; Metazoa; Chordata; Actinopteri; Cypriniformes; Cyprinidae. The record is from RefSeq and is a predicted model, not a curated record. The coding region runs from base 43 to 1842 and encodes 599 amino acids.
AACUGGCAUGCAGCCAGUUUCCUCACUAAACUGAAUUGCAUAAUGGACUGUCGAUCAUUUUAUGGACGCCCCAGACCUACAUCCACGGCCUACAGCAGUAUUUCACUUUUACCUGCUGAUCCAUGUGAUUCUGAGGUUGAAGAUCUCAGUGAUCCAGAUGAUGAAAAUUAUGAUCAUGUCCCUCCACCCAGCGAAGAUUUGAUGCCCCCUCCAAAGAAACGGAGAAAUAGGAACAGGCUUGUUGAAGUCUCUACAGACCUCUAUCAAACUCCCUCCCAUCCUGCAAAGUCCAGAAAAACCAAAAAGACCACAGGGGUAAAGAAGGACAUUCCCCCUUUCACUGUGUCCGAGCCUGUCUUCAUGCUUCCAGAGUCAGUCCAGUCACCAUUUAUGUAUUGGAAGAGGCUCUUCACUGACCAGAUGAUUGAGCACAUAACUGAGCAUACCAACCAGUACUCAGUUCAACAGACCGGGACAUCCAUCAACACCACAGUUGCUGAAAUGGAAGAUUUUUUGUCAAUUUUGCUGUACAUGGGAGUUUUUGAAUUUCCCUCUUUAGAAGAUUACUGGGCCUGUGAGUCACGAUUCCCACCAGUGGCUGAUACCAUGUCAGUGAAGCGUUUUAAAGUGCUACGAAGACAUGUCCACUUCAAUGACAACUUCCAGAUGGAAGGCUGCACUGACCGCUUCCAUAAGAUUCGCCCUCUUUUAGACAUGCUCAGAGAACAAUGCCUUCUCAUUCCCCCCACCAACAGGCAGAGUGUUGAUGAAGUGAUGGUGGCUUACAAGGGCACCAGAGCUGGCAAACUCCGGCAGUAUAUUAAAAACAAGCCGGAUAAGUGGAGAUUUAAGAUCUUCUGUCGGGCCAGCUCCAUUGGCAUAAUCCACGACUUCAUCCUUUACCAAGGGGCCACAACAUUCUUCAACAUUCAAAAGGAAGAGCAUGCACAUCUGGACUUGGAAGACCUCUCCCUAGGUGCCAAAGUUGUCUCAAUACUCUGCAACACUAUCACACACAAAGAGGCAACUGUGGUAUUCUACGACAACUUCUUUACCAGCUUCGACUUGAAGACACUGCACACCAACCUCGGACUGAGAAGUGUGGGUACCGUCAGGGCAAAUCGUUCAGGUGGUGCAACAUUGAUGAGCGACAAGGAGAUGGUGAAGCAAGGCCGAGGUGUUGUUGAUUUCUGUUCAUCAGAGGGAGUCGUUGCAGUGAAGUGGUUCGACAACAAGUGUGUCACCCUGCUGAGCAGCGCAUGUGGGGUGGAGCCGCUGUCUUCAGUGAAAAGAUACAAAAAGGAGGUGCAACAGAAGGUUGACGUCCCCUGCCCAUCCAUCGUCCUGGCAUACAAUCAAGCCAUGGGAGGCAUCGAUCUCUCCAAUAUGCUUGUGCACCUCUACAAAACGCCAAUGAAGGCACGGCGCUGGUACCUCCCAUUGUUUGGGUACAUCAUUGACGUGAGCAUUGUGAAUGCAUGGCUUAUCUACAAGCGGGACUGCAACCUUCUCAAAGAGAAACCGAUGCCCUUGAAGAAGUUCCGUUUGUCGGUGGCAGCCACGUUGAAGGGAGCCAACAAGGUACCAACCAGGGUUGGCCGGCCCCCAAGUGCAAAGCACAAGCCGCAAGUCCGUCGCCCUAACCCUCGAGUUCUCCAUCCCAGCCUGGAGGUCCGCUAUGAUGGCAUUGGACACUGGCCCACAUUUGGCACUUUGGCACUCAGGUGCAACUUGUGCAUAGGUGGAGUGUCGCGUUGGCAAUGUUCCAAAUGUGGAGAUGGGAAGUUGUUCCUUUGUUCCUUUGUUAAAAACCAGUGCUUUGUUGCAUAUCACCAGAGUUGA